ACAAGAAAUGAAGUUAACUGAAUCAGCUUUUGGUGUUUUGACUCAUCAUCAGGUCUUAGUAGCUGCAACGUUUGGUUGCUGUGUUAGCCCGAACUCACGAAACUCGAUAGCGAGUAUGGCGAUGAGUCCAGCUCUUGAUGGAAAAGAAGCUAAACAGAAUGCAAAAGGAAGAGAUUCAACAGAUGUUGUGGACGAACCAUCAGAGAGUCUCAAGUUUCUAAAUAAUGCAGUUCUGAAAAAGCCAUUCCAUUCAGCAUUAGAAUGUAGAGUUAAAGAAGUUGAAGAAGUGAAGAUUGUGUUGAAAAUUCUACCAAUAUUUGGUUGCACUAUCAUCCUCAACUGCUGUGUGGCUCAGCUCUCUACAUUUUCAGUUGAACAAGCAUCAACAAUGGACACCAAAAUAGGUUCCUUUAAAGUUCCACCUGCAUCUCUCCCCAUAUUCCCUAUUCUCUUCAUUAUGUUCCUCGCCCCGGUAUACGAUCACAUAAUCAUCCCAUUUGCUCGAAGGAUAACAAAAACCGAAAUGGGAAUCACUCAUCUCCAAAGGAUAGGAGUUGGGUUAGUUUUCUCUAUUGGAGCCAUGGCAGUUGCAGCAGCUGUCGAGACGAAGCGCAAGGGAGUAGCCACCAAAAAUGGUCUACUCGACUCUGCCCAACCAUUGCCCAUCACAUUCCUUUGGAUCGCCAUCCAGUACUUAUUUCUUGGAUCAGCAGAUCUUUUCUCCUUGGCUGGAUCAUUAGAAUUUUUCUUCACAGAAGCACCUGCAAGCAUGAGAUCCUUGGCCACAUCUCUUUCCUGGGCUUCUCUGGCUAUGGGCUACUACCUUAGCUCAGUGAUCGUUUCGAUCGUCAACACCGUCACAGGUAACUCCAAUCACCAUCCAUGGCUAUCUGGAACAAACAUAAACCAUUAUCACCUUGAGAGAUUCUACUGGUUGAUGUGUGUGCUCAGCGGAUUAAAUUUUGUGCACUACCUAUUUUGGGCAAUGCAGUACAAGUACAGACCAAAAUCACAACAAUAGGUGAACUAUAUAUAUAUGUAUAUGUGAUGCAAUAAUACAUACGGGUUUCACCCAUUUAUUCUAACACAUUCAUAAACACUGCAAAUGAUCUCAUCUUUCAGCUGGCAUGAGAUAGAAUGGGAGAGUAA
Cucurbita moschata (crookneck pumpkin) is the source of this 1149-nucleotide messenger RNA. Its product is annotated as protein NRT1/ PTR FAMILY 4.6-like. Gene Ontology annotation, cellular component: membrane. Gene Ontology annotation, biological process: transmembrane transport. Bases 8 to 1021 code for a protein of 337 amino acids. The record is from RefSeq and is a predicted model, not a curated record. The transcript has a single exon. Gene Ontology annotation, molecular function: transmembrane transporter activity. NCBI's taxonomy places the organism in Eukaryota, Viridiplantae, Streptophyta, Magnoliopsida, Cucurbitales, Cucurbitaceae.